UCUGAAGUCUUUUUAUUAGAUAGAAAUUUCACUUAUAUAUAUGGUGGUCCACUUUGUGUCUCUCAUGCAAUGAGGUAGGGAAGUAUGUUUCUACAAUAGACUUCAUCAAUGGAAAGACAUGCCCAUGUGAUCUCUUGAUUUUUCACAAUCUACUGUCCCUCACAGGUGCGCAUCUUCGCCACUCAUUUCAUGUAGCAAACAGAUAGUGUGUCUUCACCACUCAUUUAAAGAUUGUCCACAGAUCCUUCUUUCUUCUAUAUAUAAACCGAUUAUUUGAGAUCAGGAAGUUAAGUUUUCUCCUUGCCUUGAAUUCAAAACCUUCUCUGUUUCCCAAGUCCUUCGAACUCUUUUCCGCUUUCUUCAACUCAUAUAGAAACCAUGGGAUUCCGGUUGCCUGGAAUUGUUAAUGCCAAAAGUCUUAUUCAAUCUCUAUCUGCUGCUAAGACCUUAGAUGUCCCAAAAGGUUAUCUUGCAGUCUAUGUUGGGAAGAAACAGAUGAAGAGAUUUGUGAUUCCAGUAUCAUAUUUGAACCAACCUCUGUUCCUGGAUUUGCUGAGUCAGUCUGAAGAAGAAUUUGGAUACGAUCAUCCAAUGGGUGGUCUCACAAUUCCUUGCAGUGAAGACACCUUCCUUUAUCUCACUUCCCGCCUAAGUGUGUGAAGGAACACUAAUGAAGUGGAUCUUGGAUCCAAAA
Messenger RNA from Rosa chinensis, 694 nucleotides. RefSeq names its product auxin-induced protein 15A. NCBI's taxonomy places the organism in Eukaryota, Viridiplantae, Streptophyta, Magnoliopsida, Rosales, Rosaceae. Gene Ontology annotation, biological process: response to auxin. The record is from RefSeq and is a predicted model, not a curated record. The transcript has a single exon. Bases 379 to 660 code for a protein of 93 amino acids.